GUGGUCUGCAAUUUGUGAGGCCGAUUCCAAAUACCUGCAGCCACGAACCAUCCAUCACCUGCAGUCUUCACCUGCAGUCAUUCUACCCGACCAUAGUCUAUCCUUACUACUGCCCGUUAUGUCGUUGGAUCAAGUAUCCGCUAGUGGCACCUCUGGUGACUUUGAGCAUCCCAAUCAGAAUCUCCGCCGGUCGGUUAUCAUUGCACUGUAUUUCGCUUUCAUUUUGUCCACCGUUGCAGUAGCCCUGCGCCUUAUCGCCAGAAAGAUCACAGGUAGCAAAUUGUACCUGGAUGACUACCUCAUCAUAAUAGCUCUGCUUUUCAAAUAUGGCUGCUCGAUUGGUGUUACCAUUCUUCUAUUCAACGGCCUGGGAUCUCACAUCACCAUGAUACCGCAGAAGAACCUGACAGUUUACUUUAAGAUCGGAUGGUCCAACUCCUUCGUCUACACCUGCUGCGUCGCAUUCAUCAAAUUAUCCAUCCUGGCGGUCUACAAGCGGCUAUUCGCGGCGAAGAGCAUGACAAUUGCCGUGAACAUUGUAGGAUCAAUUGUCAUUCUCUGGGCCCUGAGUGUCAGCAUUGCUGGUGUUCUAAAUUGUGUCCCAGUCCACAAGUUCUGGGACCGUGCAGUUCCAGGACACUGCGUCGACACGGUCAGCUUCUACUACGGGCAGCAGAUUCCCAACAUCCUCACCGAUGUGGUUCUGCUCAUCAUGCCGCUGAAAAGCGUCUGGGCUUUGCCGAUCUCCAAAGCACAACGGCUCUUACUUUCGGGCGUUUUCCUCGUGGGAAUCCUUACCCUCUGCUUCGACAUCGUCCGUCUCGUCGCCAUGAUCCAGCUCACGCAAGCCGGCCCAGAUAUCACCUACAACCAAGUCCCCGUCGUGGUAUGGACCUGCAUGGAAGCAGCAGUCGGAAUCACAGCAGCCUGCCUAUCGCAUAUCCGACCACUUUUCAAUGUCAAACUCUGGACCCGACUCCGAUCCCCGUCGCAAGAACCCGAGAAGAGAGAACUCAACUAUGCAACCUCGGAGGCGUUCUCAACCGAUCGGACACUUUUUGAUCCUUGCGGUACUCAGACUACGAUUUAUAGUGGGCAUGAGGUGUGUGUUGAGGCUGGGAAGGCUUAG
Messenger RNA from Aspergillus ibericus CBS 121593, 1129 nucleotides. RefSeq names its product putative integral membrane protein Pth11-like. The record is from RefSeq and is a predicted model, not a curated record. Lineage: Eukaryota; Fungi; Ascomycota; Eurotiomycetes; Eurotiales; Aspergillaceae. Bases 119 to 1129 code for a protein of 336 amino acids. The transcript is spliced from 6 exons.